Messenger RNA from Darwinula stevensoni, 1400 nucleotides. Lineage: Eukaryota; Metazoa; Arthropoda; Ostracoda; Podocopida; Darwinulidae. The record is from the annotation of a GenBank genome assembly.
CACGUGGCCCGAGACUGGAGCCAUCUUGUGCAGACAAGAAUCAUGUCCGCUCCCAUCAAUUCUAUUUUACGUCGAGGUGGGAAGUUCAUCCCUGCAGCGCACUUGAACGAUGGAUUUGCAGUGAGUUUUGUUUCAUGGAAUAGGUGGAUGAUCACCCAUUGAAUGCCAGCCAUGAAUACCGAAUCAAUAACUGUACUUUUCUGUUGUGUCACUCUAAUUUGUCUACCCUCCCCAUUCUUCGAUGUAUUUUUGCUAUUUGAACAGUUCGUCGGCAGUUCCCUGCACACACAUCACCAUCUCAAAAGCACCAACAAGCCUCAUAGGGAAGAGAUCACAAAAAGGCUCCAGGAUGGCCCCAGCUUUCAGGAUUUCCUUGACAAAGAAGUUGACGUUGGGGAAACAUGGAGUUUGUAUCAAGGAAAGCUAAAGAAGCAAAAGGGAGAUAAAGAGAGAUUACGCUUGCCCCCAUGGCUGAAGACUGAGAUACCCAUAGGGAGGAACUUCCAGAAAAUCAAGGAAUCUCUACGAGGGCUGAACCUGCACACAGUAUGUGAGGAAGCCAAAUGUCCAAAUAUUGGAGAAUGUUGGGGUGGUGGAGAGAAAAAGACUGCCACAGCGACCAUCAUGCUCAUGGGUGAUGAGUGCACUCGUGGCUGCCGCUUCUGUUCUGUGAAAACCUCCCGUAAGCCCCCACCUCUGAAUAAUGAAGAGCCUGUCAAUACAGCAGCUGCGAUUUAUGCCUGGGACCUGGAUUAUGUGGUGCUUACAUCUGUUGAUAGGGAUGAUUUACCAGAUGGAGGUGCUGAUCACUUUGCAAGGACAGUAGAAGAGAUCAAAUCCAGAAACUCAUCAAUCUUGGUCGAGUGUCUGACCCCCGACUUUCGAGGCAAUAGGGACUCAGUUCAGCGAAUUGCAUUGUCAGGAUUGGAUGUGUUUGCACACAACAUCGAGACUGUUGCAGCUUUGCAAGCUUUUGUUCGUGAUCCUCGGGCCAACUAUCAUCAGUCCCUCUCUGUUCUCAAAGCAUCCAAGGAAUUCCAGCCUGAUCUGAUCACUAAGACAUCUGUAAUGCUUGGUCUUGGAGAAUCUGAUGAUCAAGUUCUACAGACUUUGAAAGACUUGAGGGAGGUAGGUGUGGAUUGCUUAACCAUUGGCCAAUACAUGCAACCCACAAAGCGACGCCUCCAUGUGAAAGAGUAUGUCACCCCUGCCAAGUUUAAGCAUUGGGAGGAGGUUGGGAACGAACUGGGCUUCCUCUACACUGCCAGUGGGCCAUUGGUAAGAAGUUCCUACAAGGCAGGAGAGUUUUUCCUGAAGAAUCAUCUGAACAAGAGAAGGGAGUCAGCCUGAUCUCUUCUAUUAUUGGUGGUCUUUUUUGUGCAAUAAAAAAUUAUAGUGAU